UGCAACUCUUGGGCAGCCGGAGUUUCCCAGGAAAGUUUAGCGCUCCGCGUCCCCAAGACGUCGCCGCGAUUUCCCCCCUAAAGAUUAUCCCGAAGAGGAGCGAAGGGGGUGCCGUCCUAUCCGUAAUCUACGCACUUGGUUUGACGAGACGCCUGCGCACGUCUGGCUUAAGUUAACCGGCCCGAACUGAUGUGAGGAGUGGUGGUUGCGGUGGUUGGCGGUGGUGUCGGGCGGAAGGCCACGAAUGACCGAGGGAUUGUUUAUUUAUCUUUGGGAUUUCGCCUAACGAGUUGUUACCCGUACCUCACCCCUUUUUUCUUCAUCGCACCCCCCCCCCACCCAAGUAUGAGCGGACACCCGCCUCAGCGGCGGCAAGCGAACGUCGGUUCGUUACUACUGACACCGCAGGAGAAUGAAUGCCUCUUCGCCUACCUCGGCAAGAAAUGCAUCACGCUGUCUUCAGCGGUGGUCCAGGUGUUCACGGCGGAGAGGAACUCAGGAUGGAACAAGAAGUGCUGUGGGGUGGCCUGUCUGGUAAAGGACAACCCACAACGAUCUUACUUCAUCAGGGUCUUUGACAUCAAGGAGGGUAAGACGACAUUUGAACAGGAGCUGUACAAUAACUUCUCCAUCAACCUCUCCAGAGCCUACUUCAUUACAUUCGCCGGAGAUACAUAUCAGGUGGGUCUGAACUUUGCCAGCGAGGAGGAAGCCAAGCGUUUCCGUGCCCAAGUGACAGACCUGCUGGGGAGAAGACAAAGGAAAACGGAAAAGAGACGCGAGCCUCCAAAUGGCCCCUCAUUGCCCAUGGCCACAGUUGACAUUAAGAACCCGGAGAUCAACAACGUGCAGCGCUACCACAACAACUCUCAGGUCAACAACAUUGUGCAUUCCUCCUUCCCCAAGAAGGAGAAGAAGGUGAAGGGGAAGAAGAAAAGAUUGACCAAGGCAGACAUCGGUACACCAAGCAACUUCCAGCACAUUGGACAUGUAGGAUGGGAUCCAAACACAGGCUUUGAUCUGAAUAACCUGGAUCCUGAGCUGAAGAACCUGUUUGAUAUGUGUGGCAUCUCAGAGGCUCAGCUUAAGGACAAGGAGACGUCUAAGGUCAUCUACGAAUUCAUCGAGAGAAAGGGAGGCGUGGAGGCCAUCAAAAACGAGCUACGAAGACAAGCCCCUCCACCCCCUCCUUCCAGAGGAGGCCCUCCUCCCCCACCCCCGCACCAUGUCUCUGCUCCCCCUCCUCCUCCUCCUGCACGGGGCAGGGGAGCACCACCACCCCCUCCACCCUCCAGAGCACCAACCUCCGCACCCCCACCUCCACCUCCUUCCCGGCCAGGCAUGUCUGCUCCCCCGCCGCCCCCGCCCAGCCGGGGAUCUCUCCCUCCUCCCCCUCCCCCAGCCCAUGCCUCCCUGCCCGUGGCACCUCCCCCUCCCCCUCCUCCUCCCUCCUCAGCCCCAUCCGGUGGCGGGGCACCACCGCCUCCACCUCCCCCGCCCCCACCUCCAGGUCCUCCUCCUCCGGCGCCUCCCCCACUCCCGGAGGCCAACGGAGGGGACAGUGGAUCGCCUCCAGGCAGCGGGGGUAAGUCGGCGCUGCUGAGCCAGAUCCGAGAGGGCACUCAGCUGAAGAAGGUGGAGCAGAAGGAGAGGCCUGUGUCCUCCACCGGCAGGGACGCCCUCCUGGACCAAAUCCGACAAGGCAUCCAACUCAAAACAAGGGAUGAUACUCAAGAGUCAGCUCCCUCGACCCCAGCCCCCUCGGCAGGCAUCGUAGGGGCACUAAUGGAGGUGAUGCAGAAAAGGAGCAAGGCCAUUCACUCCUCAGAUGAGGAUGAUGAUGAUGAAGAAGAUGAAGACUUUGAGGAUGAUGAUGAAUGGGACGACUAGCUGUCUUCCUCCCCCCGAUCCCCCCCACCGGAUGAUUAUGACACUAAAUUGCUACGUUCUAAACAAAAAAAUCUCUAAAUUCAAAUUAUAAAUGUAAAUGUUUAUCGACUUGCUGUAUAUUUUUGUUGCCUUUCUGCUUUUUUUUUAUUAAUCUGUGCAAUACCUCAUUUAAUCUGUAAAUGUUUGUCAUUCUCACAUCUUACUGUAAAGGUUUUUGUCCCCCUCUCCCUCCCUCCCUCCCUCUCCUGUUACCAUCUUGAGUUUGGCUUUGUCUUCUUCCCAUAUCCUCAUGUCAUUCAUAGCCAUCUUUCAAUCUUUCUUCUCUCUCUCUCUCUGUCGUCUCUCAUGUCCCAUCAUUCACCUUCGUCUAACGUUCCUCUUCUCUUCUCUGCUGUUUCUGACGUGUUCCUUCCUCCCCAGAUUAACGUGCAAUUUUACAUCAAGUUGUCUCUUGAACUGUAGAGUUGAAUUUUGUGUUUUGUCUUUUUUUUUGGUCAGUGAUCAAAGGGAGAGUUCAGAAAAGCAACUGACAGAAAUCCUUCAUCUUGUCGCCAUUGUUAGUUUAAAGGAGGUAAAAACCGACGACUAUUUUCAUACCCUAUCACUGUCUAGUUUAUUUUUACUUAUUCAAAUGAUCCUAGUUUAGCGACUCUUAUUUUCUUAAGACAAAGACAGAAAAAAAAGAAAAGCUCUUUUUUGUAAUAUUUUGCUUCAUUUGCUGUCCAACUGUAAAUUUUCUCCAGAGAGGUUGAGUCUUGUUAUAUUUUUGCACAAAAUGAAAGAAGAGACUCGCUGCAUGAAUACAGAAAAACUUCAGGUCUGUAUCUGUAUGGAACAUACAAAUGCUUUAAGAUUAGGCAAAAUAUGCUUGGAUGUCUUUUUUUUUUCCAACCAUAAAGUACACCACUACACACACACACACAUACACACACACACUCACACUCAUACAGAUAGGCCUUGACAUUGUGGCUUAUUCUCUGUCGCGGAUUUUACUUUCUUCGUUGUAUCAUUGUGUUACACUACAUAUUCAGAGGAAACCAUGCAUUUGUUUUUCGUUUAGUCGUUUUCUUUUGGUCUUAUUUUUAUAGCGGUAGCAAACAGAGGAUCGUUGAAUACCUGUUUGUUUGAAUCAGGUCUCUCAUUGUGUAAAGCUUGACAAAUGGAUAUCUUAAUUUUACAGAUCUCACAUUUACAGUGGCUCCAGAUGCAAAUGGAUGCUGUACAGAAACAUUGCCGUUGAAAUGUCCAUUGACUGUUAUAGACACUAACCACUAACACGGGGGUAUGGGGAGAAACACAUUUGACUCAUUUGUUUGAAAUUAUUAUUUUGACUGUUUUAGGAGUUAAUGACACAAGCCAACAGGUGGUUUAUAAUUUUGCAAAUGACUCAUAAGAGUGUGCUUUCGCCUCCAUAGUUUACUAGAUUGGAUUUGCCAUGGUCCAGUAUUUGAAUGUAUCCUGACAUUAUAUGAUUGGCAUCUGACCUGAUGUUAACUAAAUUGCACAGGUGAGUUAAAUCCCGCCCUCUUAAGUUCUCUAACCAGGAGGAAACUAACUCAGAGGUAUUUGCAUUUACUAUGUGUUGGCUGAUCUCUGAUAUAAUAGUCAAAUGGGCACUCCCUGUACCUAAGUGUUACCUGCUAACUAGACUCCAUACAAAGAAGUGAAAAUUACACUUAUCCCUGUGAAGACAUCUGUGCUGCUCUUUUCAUUCAUAGGUAAAGUUUGACCAUUGCCGUGUUCAGUAACACCCAUAACAAGUCCACAAUAGGCAUCAUGCUCAGCGCUUACUGCUUUCUACAGUUCGUGCUUGCCGCACCACUUCUGGUUAAGACGCUCUCGGUAUUUAGCUGAAACCUUUUCAUGACCUCACCAUUGGGACUUUAUGAUGCAUAUCAAGUUUUAGCAAAUUAAAAUUUAAAUGGAAAACCUGUUAAUCGUGGUCAUCCUUUCCACUCUUAGGAGUCUGUGGCAUUUCCCCAUAGCGAUGUCAAAGUGGGCAUUGUUCUUUAUAUGCAUUCAAUUGUUCUUGGACAUACAAAAGAGGCAGCAGCAUGGCUGCCGCAGUGAAAUCUGGCAAUUCCCAGCAUCAGUGGCUGUGGCUUCUCUGUAGCAGAAUUGUAAUUUUUUUUUUACCUCUACUUUCAAGGUAUAUAGACUUCUUAGAUCUGACUUAGGGUAGGGUUCAAGGUCUAUAGAUUAUAUGAAUUUACCAACUACUGGACUGACACAGGGCCAGCCAGCAUUUCUUCCUGGGCAGACACAAGUCUUGUCUCGGUGCCGGUACCUGUGGAUAUUCAGCUGCCAUGUUGUUGUCAAAAACACUCACUUGUGCAGAAGUCAUUGUCUAGACCUAAUAAUCCAUAGACCUUGGUGAGGUUUCCCAAAAGCAUCUUGGCAUUGCAAGGAUGUAGUGGCAGUAAAAGUUUUCUUCAUUUGGCACUCGCCAUAAUGCAAGGAGGAAACUUUUACGUUUUGCUCUUCAUCUAACUGGAAAACGGCCUGUUAGCAGUUUGAAAAUAACACUAAACGUUUAUGACAAGGUAACCGGCCGUCUGGUUUUGAAGCCUAAGCAAGUCUUAUUGCUCUAAAUGAGUGAUGCAGAUAUUCAUUUAAGAUUAGAGGGAGAAAGACAUCUGCUAGAGAAACUAUGCAUGUUGUAUGUAAAUGCCAUGUGAAAGUUAAAAAAAACAAAAAUGAGAUUUACAGUUGAUGUAUUCACUUGAUUCUGGUUUGACUGUUAAGACAGUAAGUACAUUGAUAAAUAGAAAGAAUGUUUGUUUCUGGUUUUUGGAAGGAAGUUAUUGGAGCUGACUUGACUCAAAUUUAAAAGUACUUUUGGGAAACCUACCCCGGCUUUUUCUUUUCUUUUUUUUUCUUUCUUCCAGACAUUUACUUUCUGUAGGACACAUUUUGUUAAUAAGGUAGUACGGAUAUCAAGCCUUCCCAAGAAGGCUGGAAAAAAAAGAUGAGCUCUCAUUGUACAACCAAAUAAAAAGGUUGAUAUUUACAUAC
Messenger RNA from Lampris incognitus (smalleye Pacific opah), 4905 nucleotides. RefSeq names its product actin nucleation-promoting factor WASL-like. The record is from RefSeq and is a predicted model, not a curated record. NCBI's taxonomy places the organism in Eukaryota, Metazoa, Chordata, Actinopteri, Lampriformes, Lampridae. Gene Ontology annotation, biological process: actin filament organization. Gene Ontology annotation, molecular function: microtubule binding; actin binding. The transcript has 11 exons. Gene Ontology annotation, cellular component: endoplasmic reticulum membrane; nucleus; cytoplasm. The coding region runs from base 346 to 1890 and encodes 514 amino acids.